AAAAAUUGCACCACUGUAGUGCGUAAUGCAUUUUGCUGGAAGGCGGAAGCAGUAUGCCCAGUUGAUACUGCACUGGACUUGCCUGGUACUGGCUGGUCGCAGCCACUAUGUGUGUUUAGCUGUCCGAAUCUCCUUCAGCCUGAUCUGGUAGAUGUGUAUAAUUUAAAAGAGAAAUACGUUUGGUUAUCUGUAUUCAUUGUUCUAGCUUAGUCCAGCAUAUGCAUAUAUACGAUCUCAUCCUGGUUUGGAAAUGAAGCUCUAUUUGAGUUUAACUUCGUAGUCUAGCUCGGUGAAUGCAGUUUAUGUAUCCGUUUAUAUAUGUAGAUUUACUUAUCAGUGUUACAAUUAUUUUUAUACAAGUAACUAAUCAUAAUCUCAACUUUAUAUCGGUUCAUAUAGAUAUCAUAUUCAGUCAACUAUUUAGUCAACUAAAUAGCAGUUUAACAUAUCUAGACAUAUACAACUAAUCAAAACUCACCUUUUUUUAAAAUAAAUAUAAUUUCUUUAACUUAUAUCAUACAACUCUACGAAACCUUAUCAGAAGAAACACACCCCAUAUCUCCCGCUGUAUUCCGUAACGAGACCAUUGUGAUGGUGUGAACAGUGAUAUACCUCUUCUUUUCUAAAAAGAAGCUUUCGAUCACACUACGCACUAUCAGUCUCCAGCGGCCGCACGUUGGUAGUCCAGCGCCAGCCAGGGAUCAGGAUCACCACAAUCUUGCAGAUUUUUUUGGCACAAGUCACUGUCACACAUUCUCAGAUACACAAGUUGCAAUUAAAAGUGCUUGUCACACAACCUGCUGAAAAAAAGCGUCCAACCACCACGAGCUGGAUUAGAGUAGCAAAAUGCAGGAGCAGAAGCUGACAAGCUAGACAGGAGGAACCCAAACCAUGGCGUCCAUCCACCACGAACUACAGGAAGAAGAGCAGGAGGAAGGAGAAGAGCACGACCGCCAUGACAGCCAUAUCACCUCUCCACUUCUGCAACCAUCGGGCGAGGAUUGGGAGGCAGGGGCGAACUCGCCGAUCGAGCAGGUGGCGCUGACGGUGCCGGUGGGCGACAACCCGGAGACGCCGGCGCUGACGUUCCGGAUGUGGGUGCUGGGCACGGCGUCGUGCGCGCUGCUGUCCUUCCUCAACGCGUUCUUCUGGUACCGCAAGGAGCCGCUCACCAUCACGGCCAUCUCGGCGCAGAUCGCCGUGGUGCCACUGGGCCGGCUCAUGGCGGCGGCGCUGCCGGAGCACGCCUUUUUCCGCGGCACGCGGUGGGAGUUCUCCCUCAACCCCGGGCCAUUCAACGUCAAGGAGCACGUGCUCAUCACCAUCUUCGCCAACGCCGGCGCCGGCAGUGUCUUCGCCAUCAACGUCAUAACCGCUGCCCGGGUGUUCUACGGCCAGCAGACCUCCUUCUUUGUCUCACUCCUCGUUGUCCUAACCAGCCAGGUGCUGGGUUUCGGUUGGGCGGGAAUAUUCCGGCGGUAUCUGGUGGAGCCGGCGUCGAUGUGGUGGCCGUCCAACCUCGUGCAGGUCUCCCUGUUCAGGGCACUUCAUGAGAAGGAACGAAGAAGCAAAGGUAGCAUGACGCGCAACCAGUUCUUCAUGGUGGCAUUCCUCUGCAGCUUUGCCUACUACAUCUUCCCGGGCUACCUAUUCCAGAUGCUUACAUCUCUGUCCUGGAUCUGUUGGAUCUUUCCCAACUCCGUGGUUUCCCAACAGCUUGGCUCAGGUCUCCACGGCCUUGGCAUUGGUGCAAUUGGGGUCGACUGGUCAUCCAUUUCCUCAUACCUCGGAAGCCCUCUCGCUAGCCCCUGGUUUGCCACUGCCAACAUUGCUGCUGGCUUCUUCAUCGUCAUUUAUAUAAUCACACCGAUCACGUACUGGUUCAAUAUCUACAAGGCACGCAACUUCCCCAUCUUUUCAGACGGUCUCUUCACAGUGACUGGACAGAAGUACAACAUCUAUAGCAUUAUGGACUCCAAAUUCCAUUUUGAUACCGAUGCCUAUCAGAAGAAUGGGCCAUUAUACAUCAGUACCUUCUUUGUUUUCAGCUAUGGUCUAGGUUUUGCAUGCCUUUCCGCAAUGGUUUCCCAUGUUCUCCUUUUCCAUGGAAGUGAAAUUUGGCAGUUAAGCAAAUCAGCUUUCCAGGAGAAGAAGAUGGACAUACAUACAAAGCUUAUGAGGAGAUACAAGCAGGUCCCUGAAUGGUGGUUCAUCUGCAUCCUUGUUGCUAGUGUUGCAUUCACCAUGUUUACUUGUGAGUACCACAUUGAGCAACUGCAGUUACCCUGGUGGGGGGUACUGCUUGCAUGUGCCCUUGCCAUUUUCAGCACCCUUCCCAUUGGAAUUAUCAAAGCAACAACCAACCAGACUCCGGCCUUGAAUAUCAUCUCAGAGUACAUCAUCGGAUACUUAUAUCCAGGACGUCCCAUUGCAAACAUGUGCUUCAAGGUAUAUGGAUACAUUGGACCGCAGCAAGCUCUAGAAUUUUUGCAAGAUUUAAAGUUGGGUCACUACAUGAAGAUUCCCCCUAGGACCAUGUUCAUGGCUCAGGUUGUGGGCACUUUAAUAGCUGCUGUUGUAUACCUUGGAACAGCAUGGUGGUUGAUGGCCACAAUCCCCAAUAUCUGCAACACCGAGCUCCUUCCAGUGGAUAGCCCUUGGACAUGCCCAUACGAUCAUUUGUUUUACGAUGCAUCAGUCAUAUGGGGCCUUAUUGGCCCACAGAGAAUAUUUGGUGAUUUAGGCACUUACUCAGCCGUGAACUGGUUCUUCUUGGGUGGUGCCAUUGCUCCCCUCCUUGUCUGGUUUGCACACAAGGCAUUCCCAGCUCAGAAGUGGAUCCUACUUGUCAACGCGCCCAUACUGAUCGGUGCGACCAGCUUUAUGCCUCCUGCCACUGCAGUCAACUAUAAUGCAUGGAUAUUCGUUGCAUUUUUGUCAGGUUACGUGGUCUAUAAGUACCGGCGAGAUUGGUGGGAGCGACACAAUUAUCUGCUGUCAGGUGCCCUUGAUGCUGGUUUGGCAUUCAUGGCUGUCUUGCUAUAUCUAUGCCUCGGACUUGAGAACAUCAGUUUGAAUUGGUGGGGCAAUGAUUUGGAUGGAUGUCCUCUGGCUUCAUGCCCCACUGCAAAGGGUAUAAUUGUACAUGGAUGUCCAGUGCAUAGCUGAGAAUCUUCUCAACGAUGUCAGUACCUGGGGAUAAAACUAAAGUUACCUUAAGGAGCAUGCAAGGAUAAAUGAACUAUGCAGAUACGAGAAGUCUGGAUGAUAUUCUUCAAAGCUUAAGAAAGAUUUUAGACCAUUCAAGAUGAGGAACCGAGAUGUGCUUAGAAAGAAGAAACUGCGGGGUCUUGAUGAUAUGGUGAACAACUUGAUUCCACAUUUGCCGGUAAAGAUAAAGAUGCAAUUAGGAUUCCA
This is a messenger RNA of Phragmites australis (common reed), 3417 nucleotides long. RefSeq names its product oligopeptide transporter 7-like. The transcript is spliced from 7 exons. The coding region runs from base 892 to 3168 and encodes 758 amino acids. The record is from RefSeq and is a predicted model, not a curated record. Gene Ontology annotation, biological process: transmembrane transport. Lineage: Eukaryota; Viridiplantae; Streptophyta; Magnoliopsida; Poales; Poaceae. Gene Ontology annotation, molecular function: oligopeptide transmembrane transporter activity.